AUGAAGUCUAAGUUGAUAUUUCUUGGACUUUCGGUCAUUUCGCAAGUCGUCGCCUCCCCCAACCUCACGGCGAUAUUUGGAUCCUCACUUUCAUCUGCAGUGGAGAUCAUAUUACCCGGGGACGCUGACUGGGGCACAAGAGUGCAGGCACGAUGGUCUGACUACGCAUCUCCUACAUUCUUUGGGGUCAUCAAACCUGUGACUGAGUCUGAUAUUCAACAUACUGUGCGAUUAGCCCAGAUUUACAAUAUCCGGUUUCUGGCAACUGGUGGUGGACAAUCUUUCUCCGAUUAUAGUCAUUUCGAAGGAAUAUCAAUUGAUCUGGGAAACUUCGAUUCUGUCACACUUGAUGAUACCCAGACAUACCUUACGAUCGGCGGGGCGGCAAAGUACAACCAGUUGACCGAUCUGUUGUACAACGCUUCAAAAGAGCUUCCCUUGGCUUCAUGUGCUUGCCCUGGUGUGGUGGGUGCUACCCUCGGCGCUGGGAUAGGGCCCCUGAUGGGCCACCGCGGGUUGAUGAUAGAUGCACUCGAGUCUGUUCGGCUUGUCACCGCAGAUGGAGAGAUUAUCACCGCCUCGCACGAAGACAAUGCAGAGCUCUUCUGGGGCAUUCGUGGCGCGGGCAGCAACUUUGGGAUCAUAACUUCUGCAACCUUUAAACUUUGGGGUAUCACAAACAACGGCCUUGCUAUGUCCGCUGGUUUGGUGUUUCCAGCUUCAGUGAACGGUAGUUACUGGCGAGUCUUGCAGACAUUCGACACCAACAUGCCGGCCCGACUGGCUUUGACAAACAUGGCCUUUUUCGAUCGCCAAACGAACCAGCCAUAUAUCGUGCUGAAUGCCAUUUAUUUCGGACCCAGAGAAGAAGGUGAGCCCUACCUAGAGCGAUUCAGAAAGUUAAAGCCUCUCAGGGACGAGGUAAAGAUGGUACCGCAGAAUAAGCUUUUCCCUCCUGUGCUCGGAUCCUGCACACCGGGUCAAAAAGUCAACAUACACAGUACCGCAGUCAAGCGCACAGAUCCGGAAACUUUGGAAUCGAUUUUCGCCGACCUGAACAGGUUUUGGCGGCAGCACAUCGGAUACCAAGGCCGACUCCUCAUACCACGCUUUGCGAAUGAUGCCACCGCAAAAGUGCAUGGCAAUAAUACAUCAUUCCCAUGGCGGACAGCCAUUGCACACAUGUGA
This is a messenger RNA of Penicillium salamii, 1188 nucleotides long. The record is from the annotation of a GenBank genome assembly. NCBI's taxonomy places the organism in Eukaryota, Fungi, Ascomycota, Eurotiomycetes, Eurotiales, Aspergillaceae.